Messenger RNA from Ostrinia furnacalis (Asian corn borer), 2309 nucleotides. RefSeq names its product prolyl 4-hydroxylase subunit alpha-1-like. Bases 111 to 1790 code for a protein of 559 amino acids. Lineage: Eukaryota; Metazoa; Arthropoda; Insecta; Lepidoptera; Crambidae. Gene Ontology annotation, molecular function: procollagen-proline 4-dioxygenase activity; iron ion binding; protein binding. Gene Ontology annotation, biological process: peptidyl-proline hydroxylation to 4-hydroxy-L-proline. Gene Ontology annotation, cellular component: endoplasmic reticulum. The transcript has 12 exons. The record is from RefSeq and is a predicted model, not a curated record.
UCGUUUGUUAUAAAUGAUGUAUGUAAGUAAUUGUUUAAAAUAUUUGUGACUUGGAGUUCGUAACGGCACACCAUAUUGGACUCCUGACAAGAUUCUAUUCUCGUCUGAGAAUGGUAGCCGCAAAAAUGGUUUUCGGAAGGCUAAACGUAUGUCCAGUUUUCCUUUUGGUUUUGAACUUCUGCUGGACACGUGCAGAAGUGUUCACUGCAAUAUCCGAUGUCGAACCAUUGUUACAAACCCACAAAAGAAUAAUGGAUGAUGUCAACCACUACAUCGCCUCGGAAGAACAACGGCUUAUAGCUCUAAAGAAGAGCUUAAAUAUGUACCAAGAAGAACAUAAAAAAGCCAUGGAAGAUAUUCCUAACUACUUAGGAAACCCCAUCAACGCCUUUACUCUUAUAAAAAGGUUGACAGUUGACCUGGAUCUCAUAAGACAGAAUAUAAUAAAUGGAACAGAAAAUAUGAGAAACAUCACGACAAACCACGAGGAUGUGAAAUAUCCCGCUUACGAAGACCUGACGGGGGCUGCUCAAGCAUUGACAAGACUCCAGGAGACUUAUAAGCUAGACGUCAGUGAGCUGUCGAAGGGUGUGCUGAAUGGUGUUAUUUACAGUACCCCAAUGACUGCAGCCGACUGCUACGAGCUCGCUAUGGUGCUGUACAAGGCCCAAGACUACAAAGACGCCCUGCCAUGGUUUAACGAGGCCCUCAAGAAGUAUAAAGAGGAGAACGAACACUACCAAUUUACCGAAUCUGACAUUCUGGAGUUCAUUGGCGCUACACAUUUUUACACGGGCGAUACCAGGACUGCGUUGGAAUAUUCAAAGAAGACCUUAGCGAUAAAUCCGAAAAACAUACGCGCGGCCGAUAACAUUAUACUUUACCAAAAGUCUAUCGCAGAGGAGGAAGCAAAACAAUUAAUAAGUCAAAUAAGUGGUGAAACGGAGGAGAAAAAAAACCAGAAACCGUUGUCAUAUGAAGAUAUUGAGUAUCAAAAAGAAUUAAAAAAUUAUGAAAUCCUUUGCCGCGGGGAAAUGGACGUCCCUCCUGCAAUUGCGAAAAGCUUGUUCUGCCGUUAUUUAACGGAAAACCACCCGUUUUUGAAACUUGCGCGAAUAAAAGUCGAGUACAGAUACUUGGAGCCCGACAUAAUGAUCUUCCAUGACGUCAUGAGCGACGACGAGAUUGAAUUCAUAAAAGAAACUGCUCAGCCCAGGUUCAGACGUGCUGUGGUCGUGGACGCCGUCACCGGUGAAUCAGUUCCCGUCAAGUACCGCAUCAGCAAGUCGGCGUGGCUCGAGGACCACGAGUCGCGGGUCAUCGCGCGCAUCUCGCAGCGCGUGGCCGACAUGACCGGCCUCAGCAUGGACACGGCCGAGCACCUGCAGGUGGUCAACUACGGCAUCGGGGGACAUUACGAACCGCACUUCGACUUCUCUAGGAAACACGAAAGUUUAAUCAACUAUCUUAACGCUGGGAAUAGAAUAGGCACAGUUCUAUUUUAUAUGUCGGACGUGGCGCAGGGCGGCGCGACGGUGUUCACUAAGCUGGGAGUCAGCUUGUUCCCCAUCAAAGGCGCGGCGGCGUUCUGGUACAACCUGCACCCGUCGUGCGAAGGAGACCUGGCCACGCGACACGCCGCCUGCCCGGUGCUGCGAGGCUCCAAGUGGGUCUCAAACAAAUGGAUCCACCAAGGCGGGCAGGAGUUGCUGCGGCCUUGCGGCCUCCAAUACCAAGAGGAGGGCGUAUCCCGCAGGAUACCGAAACCCAUCCUCAAGACCUCCAGAUAAACACCGCCUGGCUGCCAAGUAGUAUUGUUAAACACACCCCAAAAAGGUACUGACUUUGCCCGUGUGCCUAAAGCGAACUAGAACUCAAUUAAUAUAGUGAAGUGAAUAUUUUCGUCGGUUAGGGCGGCUUCAGACCAGUUUUUUCUGCGCGUAUACAGCCGUCUGCCUUGUGGCUGUACUGUACUAAACUAAGCUGGGAACAUUAAAUUUUCGGACAGUCCAGUUUAUUCUGUACCCUAUUGAUAACGUUUGAUAGAGCCCGUGAAGUACUUACAGGAUCAGUAACUGUUUUUCGAUAUUUUGUAUACUUUAGAAUAAUUGAGUAAAAUCACAUCGUUUUCCACUUGUAUAUGAGUUUAUAAGAGCGUCAACACUUGCACGAGUUGCGCAUAUACGCGCGUAUAAAACGCUGGCCUGAAACCGCCCUUACUGUGUUAAAACAAUAAUUUUAAAAUAACUAAUGAAGUGAUACUUAGUCUAUAUGGGCAUGCUAUUUAUUAAAGGUACAUAAGUAUUAAU